This is a messenger RNA of Dicentrarchus labrax (European seabass), 9136 nucleotides long. It is a transcript of the gene epas1b, whose product is annotated as endothelial PAS domain protein 1b. The transcript has 16 exons. The record is from RefSeq and is a predicted model, not a curated record. Lineage: Eukaryota; Metazoa; Chordata; Actinopteri; Moronidae. Gene Ontology annotation, biological process: cellular response to hypoxia; regulation of transcription by RNA polymerase II. Gene Ontology annotation, cellular component: cytoplasm; transcription regulator complex; nucleus. The coding region runs from base 377 to 3022 and encodes 881 amino acids. Gene Ontology annotation, molecular function: DNA-binding transcription factor activity, RNA polymerase II-specific; protein dimerization activity; RNA polymerase II transcription regulatory region sequence-specific DNA binding.
GCUUUCACGGUGCCAGCUGAGCUUCAGGUCAGAGACUGGGCCGCAGCAGUUUCGAGAGUUUUCAGACCAGCAAGCGCGGAAAAGUUUUGACAAGCGGACCUUUGCGUGCGGCUCCUGUCAGCAGCAGCCCCAGCCUGUGCGGAGCCUUCCUGCGGGUGAGAGGCUGUACAAUCCUCGGCAGUGUUCUGAGACUGUACGGCCCCCGAUCCCCCUACAAGCCUGGCCGCUCACAGCCAGCCGGGUGUUAUGGACUAACCAACAGGUUUCAUCUGUCAAAAAAAAAAAAAAGAAAAACUCCUUUUGACUGUAAAGUUGGACUUUAGUUGUAGACUGUCGGGGAAUUACAACACUGUUAUCGUGCAUAAGAGAAAAAAACAUGACGGCCGAUAAGGAGAAAAAGAGGAGCAGCUCAGAGCGGCGUAAGGAAAAGUCUCGGGAUGCAGCUCGCUGCAGGCGCAGCAAAGAGACAGAGGUUUUCUACGACCUUGCUCACCAACUGCCUUUGCCUCACAGCGUCAGCUCUCACCUGGACAAGGCCUCCAUCAUGAGGCUCGCUAUCAGCUUCCUGCGCACACGCAAGCUACUCGCCGCAGGCUGCAGCAGCAGCAGCAGCAGCAGUGAUGGCAAUGAGGACAGACAGAUGGACAGCCUGUACCUGAAGUCUCUGGAGGGCUUCAUCACCGUGGUAACAUCAGACGGCGACAUGAUAUUCCUGUCCGAGAACAUCAACAAAUUCAUGGGGCUCACGCAGGUGGACCUCACUGGUCACAGCAUCUUUGACUUCACCCAUCCAUGUGAUCAUGAGGAGAUCAGGGAAAAUCUCAGCCUGAAGACAGCUGGCAGUGGCUUCGGUAAAAAAGGUAAAGAGCUGAGCACUGAACGAGAUUUCUUCAUGAGGAUGAAAUGCACCGUGACCAACAGAGGACGCACCGUCAACCUCAAGUCAGCCAGCUGGAAGGUGCUGCAUUGCACCGGACAACUGAAGAUGUACAACAGCUGCCCUCAGCGAGGGCUGUGUGGCUUCAAAGAGCCUCCGCUAACAUGCGCUGUCCUGAUGUGCGAACCCAUCCCACACCCGUCCAACAUCGACACACCAAUGGACAGCAAGACCUUCCUGAGCAGACACAGCAUGGACAUGAAGUUCACCUACUGUGAUGAGAGGGUAACAGAGUUGAUGGGUUACACUCCUGAGGAUCUGCUGGGUCGCUCAGUCUACGACUUUUACCACGCCCUGGACUCAGACAGCGUCACCAAGAGCCACCACAACUUGUGUACCAAGGGUCAGGCAGUGAGCGGUCAAUAUCGUAUGCUGGCUAAGAACGGAGGCUUCGUCUGGGUAGAAACCCAGGGAACUGUUAUUUACAACAGCCGCAACUCCCAGCCCCAGUGCAUCGUGUGCAUAAACUAUGUCCUCAGUGACAUUGAGGAGAAGGCGACUAUUUUCUCUUUGGAGCAGACAGAGUCCCUGUUCAAGCCACGCCACAUGAGCAGCUUCUUCACUGCUGGAGGUGCUGGCAUGACUGGAGAGCCUGGAGAUGUUCUCUUCACCAAACUCAAAGAGGAGCCAGAGGACCUUGCCCAGCUGGCUCCAACACCCGGAGACACAAUCAUUUCCCUCGACUUCGAUCGCCCUCAGUUUGAGGAGCCCCAGCAGCCAGCUGGAUACACCCAGGUGUCUGCCACAGCUAUGCACGCUCCGGGACCUCCGUCCUGGGCCAGCGAGAGCCACAAGCCUGCCCCUCCAGCAAGGCUAGGCCAAACCCCGGCUCAAGUUCCAAGGGACAUGUCUAACAUGGCCAGUACAUUCACCGUGCAGCAGAAUCCACCAAUGGGCAGCCCCACUCCGAGCCUCAGCAGCUGCUCCACGCCCAGCAGCCCAGGUGAUUACUACAGCUCCGUGGAGAGUGACCUGAAGGUGGAGCUGACCGAGAAGCUUUUAGCCCUGGACACAGAGGGCAAUAGCAGUCCUGCAAACACUGAGAGGGACCUGAGUGACUUAGACCUGGAGACAUUGGCUCCUUACAUUCCCAUGGAUGGCGAGGACUUUCAGCUGCAUCCUAUCAUCCCAGAAUCAGAGCCCCUGGAGCCAGGUCAAGCGGGAUCCAUGGGGAGCAACAGCAGCCUUACCCAAAAACCCCAGAGCUUCAGCAACAUCGCCAGCCUCUUCCAGCCCCUGUCCUCCCCUCCUCAGUCCCAAGGCCACUACCAGCACCAGACAGAUGCAUCCUGGGCUGCAAGGGAGAAGAGAGGCUCCAGCCAGCGGAAUGUGGACCUCCGUGCAGGGUCAUGCAUGAUGGGGCACAUACAGAAUCCCCCAUACCAGGCACCAGCCAGCACCCCUCUGUCCUCCAUGGGUGGCAGGCAGAAUCUGCAGUGGCCACCGGAUCCACUGUUAACCUAUCAACAACAACCACGUGCCACCAAGGCCUACCUGAUAGACACGUUGGCAGGAGAGGAGCGCCUGUCCUACCAGCAGAGCAUGCCACAUCUCAUGCAGAAACAGAGGUCCAUUGACAACUUUGUACAAGCCUACAGAGACAUGAGUCCAGCCAGAGUGGCCAUGACCAGCAGUAUCAAGCGCUCCUUCACCCAGAUGGCUUCGGAUGAAAAUAAGCCAUCAGAAAUCAUCUGGAAGAAGAUGAGGGAUGACAGAUGUGCCGCCAUGGAUCGCUCCCUCAGUGCAGGAUCACUGACAGAGUCAGGGAUGAGGAGGAUGGUGUCAGGCAGCAUGUCAUGUAUCAGCUCUCUGCAGCAACACAGGAAGUCUCAGUAUCCCGGAAAUGGGAUAGGUGGCGUAAAUGAGAAACCCUUUCCCCAAAAGAGCUGUAACUACACACAGUAUAACAUGAUGCCUUCUAACAAGACUGAGGGUAUUGCCAGUCGUCUGCUGGGCACUUCGUUUGAGUCCUCCUGUCUGCCGGAGUUGACCCGUUAUGACUGUGAGGUCAACGUCCCACUGCAGGGCAACCUGCACCUCCUCCAGGGCUGUGACCUGCUGAGAGCCCUGGACCAGGCCACCUAGAGCUCCAGAUUCAAACCCCGCCAUAGACCCAGACUUACUCCUAGCCCGGGACAUAAGCCUCUUUACCUUUGUACCUCUGGGCUCUCUAAGAGUCCUAAGGGUUAAGCUACCUAUAGGGAAUGGUAUACAUAACCACAUCCUGUCUUAUUUAGCUUAUUUGGCUCAGCCCCACACCCCUGUCCCCAUAUAGCUCUGUACCUAGACCACCCAAACAAGCUACAAUGUUAGGGUCAAGCCAUUUUACACCCCUUUUCUCCAAGCUCUCGACUCAAAUCAGAUGCAGGUUGACCACCAGUGUAAGAAAAUUGCCAUGCAUUGAGCUACCCACACACAAGACCCACAUAUAUAAGGUAACAUGGGUCACUUGGUGAAAAAAGGUCAAGGCGGGACAAUAAACUAACAGAGUACAAAGUGAUGCAACAGUCUGUCUGACCUGCAUCAAAAAGUCGUGACACUGGGAUUUAUUGCUGGUUUGGUCUUGUCUCUCACAGGUCAGCUCUGUGUUUGGAAACACAGGUUGGGUCUUUGGUGUAAAAUAGGUGUUGGUGUGGGAUUAAAACACAUAAUAUGCCUUAAAGACCAGCUCUGCCCAAACAUCUACAGUCAUACACAUUGACCACCAGCAGUCUCCUGCUAAGGCUAAGCAAGGUGGGAAUCCACAGCCAGGCUAAAUAUUGGUAUGGGAUUCCAACCUACAACCUGUGUCUUAUCCAGAACCAGUCUCCGUCACAGACCUACACCCUGAUAUGAACUCUAUGCAGCUCGGUUCCUAGCCCUACCUUCCCUUCAUUAUCUUAACUCAUUUAGCUCAUUUAGCUCAGAGGAGGAGAAGAUAUUAUACUACCUAUACAUUAACAGAGACACUGUGUUCUUUCACUUCAUGUUUUUGACCAGCAAUUAGAUCCAGCGCACUUUUUCAGUUCCAAUCAAAGCAUCAAGCAAGAGUUGGAUAUCAUGAAAUAGCUCUGAAAUGUAGCCAUUUUAAAACGUGUACGGACAAAGGAUUCUUUACAAAACAUGCACUUUGAUUUUGCUUAUUGAUUCCCCCCAAAAACGUGAUAGUGCUGACACAUUUUCCCCUUUGAACCUUUUAAAAUGUGUCAUUUGAAUUAUUUUUAGAGGUCAAAAGAAAAUAAUACUAUUUAUUCACACAAAACAAGCAAAAAUUAGACAAAAGUCUGAAAAAAUAAAUACAACAUUGUCUGCAAGAACAGAAUCUUCUUUUCUCCUAUCCCCUUCAUCAUAUUGCAACCUCUUGCAAUAAGCUAUAGUAAUGCAGGGUUGUUGAUAACUGAAAAGAUACAGCUCCCGGAUCAGAUAAUGCUAGCUUUCAAUGUCCAAACUCACGUAAAAACAACAUUUAACUUUUUUAUGUAUAUCAAACCUGCUUAAGAUAGUGGGGUUUUUCAUGUGUUCUUUUUUUAAAUUUUUUUUAGAAGCUCCGAUUUAAUUUCAUUCACAAAAGAAAAGCUAAAGCUCAGGAUAUGAUGAGAAUCAAUAAGCCAAAUCAAAAUUAUACCUAUAACUCUUAUCAAGCCUUUUCCACAUAUACAGACAGACACAAUUAUACAGUCAUCAACCUGCCUCGUCUUGCCUGAAUCCAUCCCACCUGAGUCACUGCAACAUCAUACUCUGCUCUGUAGUGCAUUUUGGUCAUUUAGGAGUUUGUUUCUCACAAUAUAAAGUGGUUCACAGUAACAUUACAUCUGUUUGGGUCAACUUUAAUGACAUAUGCAUUAUAUUGUUUUUUGUUUUUUUGUUUGUCAUUGAAUUGAGAAUCUAUUUUAACUUUUAUCAAAUCUCCCCACAUUGUUUAAUCCAAAUCGACGGGACACUUUAACAUAUCAAUACUGCUUUGUUUCUCUUAUUUACUUUUUUUUUUGUUCUUACUCCACCUACCAUGUUCUUUUAUUUUUGUGUCAAACUCACAGACACAAUAGUAAACAUAUAUUGCGACACAUGUACUCUACUGUAAGUUGAAUAAUGAUAUGUUUUUUUCCUGUUUUUCUAUUUUUCCUUAAUCUUCUCUUCUUAAAUCUACGUUUGAUUUAUCUCAACAUGUUUCUCGUGUUUCUCGGUCAGGUAAGUAGCUUGUGUGACUACAGGGUUUUUUUUCUUAUUGUGCAAUUAUUUCAUUGAGCUUAGUCAGCAACAAAGCUAGCCUUAUUCACCAAACAGAUCGCUUGUACAAAAGAUCUGACUUAAACACCCAGUAAGCGUGCAUUUGAUUACAUAUUGUAGGCUUACACACACUUCACACAAUACAGAAAACCAUAAAAAUCAGUGGUGUGCAAAGGCUACGUAAGGGUGGUGGAUGAUGACGAAAAAGGGGCACCUCUCUUGUAUGCAAGUAUAUUUUUAGGUUGAUUUUCUUUUUUUAUGCCCUUAAUGGUCGUGUUUUAGUUUUUUUAUUCUCCUGUCCCGGGUAAUGCUUGAUUGAUGCUGCAUAAUAUUUUCAGGAUUAAUCGUGUAAAACGAGCCCAAGGUAGCAUAUUCAAAUCUCUUGACCGCCAGUCCAAGAUAUUCAGUUUACGAUCAUAUAUGACAAAGAAACACACACAACAAUGUUCCAAGUUUCACAAUUCAGUUUAAGCUACAAAUGAAAAAUCUAUUCAAUAAUUUCCAAUUCUUAAUUUAGAAAUUUUACUUAAUUAUUUUAAAACUCUAAUGUAAUUGACUGUUGGAAUGAUAGAAAACAAUAUUUUAAAGUCAUAGUCAAAGAAAGAGUUUAAAAUUAGCUUAAACUUGCAAAAUCACUGGUAUCCUCCUUUUAAGCGAACAGGAUGAUAUUUGGGGGGGCUUUGAAGGAGAUUUGAGCCAAUCACAGGGCUAAUCAGUACACUAGGGGAGAUCAAAAGGGCACCUUGGCUGAACAGAAGGGAAGGCAAAAAAGACACUUCUGCUUUUACGCCCUCUUUGCACACCACUGCACAAACCAGAGAGUCUAAGAGACAGUAGCAACUACAUAACCACUUACUCAUUCAGACUAUACUUGUGUACAUAGCAGCAGCAACCUUGGUUUCAGUGCAGUACAGCAGCCUGUGACGUGACUUGAAAGUGGAGUGUAUGUAUUCUUUAGGAUUAGGACAAGGCCAGUUUUUCUUACAGUUAACAAGAUGGAGUGGCUGCCAAUAUCGGAAAGCUUUGAGCUAGAGUAGGUCAGAACUUUUGUUUUCAAACGACAAAUAUUUCCCCCAAAUGAUGUCAGUAUAACAUCGACAGUAUGCCUUCAGUGAAAACACAUUCUCAUCAUUUUUCUCUGUUCUCUCCUUUCCUGUACUCUCAGUAUUUUUCUUGAUCUCACUCUAUUUUUUGAGGUAAUUGUCUUUGUGUGGUGACCACUUUUGAGUAUCAAUUAUAGAGCUUUGUACACAUAUACGUUACGUAUUUAAAGACAAAACUAAUGUCAAAGAUAGUGUUUUUAGUGUUUAUGUGUCCUGGUACUUUGUCCUUAUCUACCCCUGUAGAUGCAGAUGGAUCAGAUCCCUCGCAGUGCUGUUUCCUCUCGUGCUGUUUCCGUGUUGUGGCAUUUUGUUUUGUUUUAUCCUUAAAUAUCUUUAAUAUCUUAUUCCCUAAAAUAUCUAUUAAAUCUAUUGGCUGGGCAGUACUGUUUUUGUUGCUGCUUUAAGAAGAUAAAACAAAAUAUAACAGGGAAAACGUUGAGAUUAAAACUGAAUAUCAGUUUUCUAAGUUUUACUUUUCAGAUAUGUAGCAUUUUGAAUACUGUUAAGAAGGUGAAGUUGCCACAUAAUCACAUAGUUUUCCAGUUGCAUAUAUAAAAGCAAUGGUGCUUCAUUGACCAUGUAUGUGUCAUUUUUAGAACCUUUAUUACAUCUGUUGGAUCCACUAACACUAUUUUGAUGUUCUCUGCUUUAUGUCAUGCUGAAAUUUUCUUUAAAGUGCAUUUUAAUCCAUAUAUUGUGCCUUAUCAUGGUUUUGUUGUCUCAACACAUAUACUGAGUUUACCCUUCAAGUGCACAGUUUGUUCCCUGCAACCUGUAGAUGAAUUCCUGUAACUCUGUGGUAUAUUAUUGAAUUAAAUCCUAACUUUACAUUGUAUCUCAUUUGAAAGUUGAAAAUCUACUGAAUUUACUGAAUCCUUUGGUUUGGAGGUUUAAUUUGCACUUUGCAAAGUUUAGUUGACAACAGACAAUGUACAGUGGACAAUUUUCAUAAUAACCUCUAGCUCCUUCAUAGCCUCCUCUUUAGCCAACCUUUAUUUAAAAACUGAUAGAACAGCAGCCUCAUCACCGAACAUACAAUAGAUGCCUUUUAUAUUAAACUAGAACCCUAUUAAAAUCCAUUGUAGCUCCCCUGGUGAUGACGAGUCAAAAUUUGUUUAAGGUUUUUAAGGUAAUAGAUUCCCCAGCUCAUCAAACAACCUGAGUGUAUGUUUGUUGAUGAAGGGGUUUUAUGUUUAGGUGAAAAAGAUUUGACUGGGCAGUAAAGGUUCUACUGGGAGGUUCACAGGUCAGCAGGGACAGUACUGGCUGUUGAAUGUCAAUGCCUUGCUUUUGUAGAUCAACAGGAUCAACAGUGAAGGUUAGAAGCUGAAUUUUGUGAAUUUGUAAAAACAAACAACAUACUCCCUUAAGCAGUUCAAUAAUUUAUGACUUGAUCAUGUAGAUAGUUUAAAUUAAAGCUGUUCAUAGGAGAGAUUCCAAUAAAAUAAGACCGAGAAAAACCCACGAAAGACUGUGCCACACUAGUUUUAACACAGAAGCUUUAAAAACUAUUAUUCUUAUUUUCAUUGUUUUGGCCCAUAAUUCUACCACACAAUCCCAUUUUCGGACCACCUUAAUUGCCACAUGAAUGGAGUGCAACAUGAUAAUUGUACUCUACAUGUGUAGAGUAAGGGUUCUAACCAAAUCUGCAAUUUAAGUAUUUUAGGGUAUCUAAACUACUUUUCUGGAAGUGAAAGUACCUGGACUCUUGUAAAGCUUUCUGCAGUGAAAGUGGAGACUACAUCAGAGUCAAUAUCUAUGAAGAUUGAAUGCAGAUUGUAAAAAAUACAUUUUCACCAGGCACAAGUCACGUGAUGUUUAAUAGCACUGGAGAUGAACAUUAUCCUGAGAGGAGAUAUGAAAAUGCGUAUUGUCGAGUUAAGAGAGAGGGAGAGACAUCCUGCUCAGCCUGCCCACUGAUGCAUAUCUCUCAACUCCUCCACUGGACAGUUCGCUCAUCCGUUUCUACUCUCACUUUGCUUUAUUUUAAGACUCAAAUCCACCUUACAGCAUGUCAGUGCAGAUUUACAGUGUUUUUACUAUUCUAAACAGUCCCAGCACUAAAUUAAUUUUUGGGGACCAAAGAGGUUUUAAGACAUGAAAUGUUCAUGCACAUGGAAGAAGAACAGCACCUUAGAUUGAAUUUUUUUUCAACUGCAGAGAACUAAAUUGUGUUAAUGUAUGUGGAUAGAGUUGGCUAGAUGGAAGUCGAUUUAAAAUAAAAAUCUAGGCAGAGGGGAAGUCCCACCCCCCUUUUAAGAUAGCUUCUGCUCCACUAGCUUUGGCCAGACAAUUUAAAAUUGGUAAAAAAUUAAAAAUGUAUACACUUAGUAAUAUUUUUAAUAGAUAUUGCUAUAACUUAGAAUUUAGAUGGAAAACCCCAGGAAUAGGUGUCAGCUUUUCAGAAAGAAUAGAUUCUGAGAGAAUCCAUUAAGAAGCAAACGCUAGUAACACAGAUGCUAAGCUAAAAUGGGCGGGGCUUCAGCUAUUUAAACCCUAGAAGACUUAUCACCAGUCCUAGUGCUCAACAUACUGUGCUGCUUGAAGGGUUUCCCCAAAACAAAAGGUUUCCGGAGUUAAUCAACUCAUUCAUUGCACUUCUUCUUUAAAGGCAAUAUCAGCAUUUUGUCUUGUGUAACAACUGGGUUUUUGUUUUUCUUCAUGGGAUCCAUGUUCAGCUUCUUGUAUUCUGUUUUUGUCAAUGUCAUACAGUACAGUUAUAUUAGCUGAUUCUGCAUUUUUUAAAAUAUGCUAAAAAUUCAUAUUGAUCUUAUUAUUAUCAUAUAUUGUUAUCAUUGUUAUUACUAUAUGGGGAAUUUAACCCAAUAAGAAGUUUGUGUUUCUGCACUGAUAUCUUAUUAUUAAAGCAUACUGAUCUUACCCUCCCUUA